Molecule: messenger RNA, 768 nt
Organism: Ustilaginoidea virens
Lineage: Eukaryota; Fungi; Ascomycota; Sordariomycetes; Hypocreales; Clavicipitaceae
Exons: 1
Coding region: 1-768 (255 amino acids)
Cellular component (GO): mitochondrion
Molecular function (GO): nucleic acid binding
Source: RefSeq, a predicted model, not a curated record
AUGGCUACGUUCACCAGGGGUCGCAAGUCGCUGGGAACUCUGUGGGGCGGGUUUCCCUCCCGUCAUCACUCACGCGCUCGCUGCCGGGGAACGAGGCAGUUCACCGAAACUUCAAGCCGGCUUUCCCAGGAUGACCGCCGCGACACCAGCGGCAUCAAACUACACUAUCCGGAGGCCCCAUCUGCUCAGCACUCCAGCCUCCCGUCGUUCCUCGAGUACGCAAGUCGAACAGGCCUGGACGAGAAAUCCACCGUGUACGUCGGCACUCGCUACGAAUACCAGGUGUCUCGCUCCUUCUCAAGAUACGGCUUCGCCUUGAGACGAAUCGGAGGCUCUUCCGACCACGGCACCGACCUAGUAGGGACAUGGAACCUCCCUGCUGCCUCGGAACACGCGCCCUUGAGGGUCCUCGUGCAGUGCAAGGCUGGAAACCAGCGCGUCGGGCCGCAGCAUGUGCGGGAGCUUGAGGGCGCCUUUGUGGGAGCGCCGGCCGGAUGGAGGGGGCCAGGGGUGCUGGGCAUCUUGGCCAGCGAACGGGUUGCGACUCGGGGCGUCAGGGAUGCUCUGCGACGGAGUAGAUGGCCCAUGAUGUACGUUAGCUGUUCGGGAGAUGGGGCCGUGUCGCAAAUGCUUUGGAACCAGCGCGCCGAGGAUAUCGGCUUGGAGGGAUACAGCGUCGUCGUGAGGCAUGAUGCUGGUAGCGGGGGGGAACUGGUGCUGCUUCAGGACGGCAAGAUGCUGCCGUUGCUGGAGGAGCAGGAGCAAUGA